CACAGAGGGGUGAGAGUUUCUGGCUGUGCUUCCUUUGACCUGGAGCAGUACAAAGAGAUUCAAGAGAAAAAUGAGUGAGGGUGGUAAGAGCAUAAACUGGUUCGCGACCUUCUUUUCUUGCUUCUAUGUGCCCAUCAGAAGCAGUAAAGAGGAGAGCUCGAGAGGAGGCGACAAGCCCACGGAGGCAGAGGCAAAAAUGAUCUCUGCUGCUAAGCAUUUCUCAUCAUCUGCUGCCGUAGUUCGGUACGGUUAAACUGAUAUGUCCAAUCUCCUAUCAGAAUCAACUCAAUCUCUUCAUCCGCUGACAGCCAUAAAGACAAGUUGAUUACCAAGAAAAUCGGAGUUAGGUCAUCUAAUAUCCCAGUGGUCCAACAGUCUGUCUCCAUGCAAUUCUUAAGGUUGUAAAACAAUGGGAAUUUCCCCAGACAAGGAGAUGGGUUCCCAUGUAUGACUUGUUUCGCGUACGAUGAUGCAGGAACGAGAUGCAAGUGAUCGUCUGACUGGCUGUUUCUCAUCAAUUGAUGAUCAAGUGUACCGUGACUUGUUUUGAAACUUAUAUUUUAAAAAAUAUCCCGAUCGAUUCUUGUAUUUUGAGUCCAGCGUGAGCAUUUUUUUUAAUGUAUCUUCUUGGUCCCGUGUUAUAUAACUCCAAACUCUGUUUCAUACGAUUCCCGACUUGAUUUUUUUUUUCUCAUAAUUUCUACCCGAAAGGGUUUGCUCGGUUUUUCUUUUGACCGGAAGAGGGUUUGCUUGGCUAACUAACAUGGAACUGAAACUAGCUUCGUUUUGUUGAGAAAAGUAGAAAAAUGGAAAUAAUAAGUUAAAGCUGAAAAUGUAGGAAAAUAGUAAAUAAUUUAUUGUAAGAAUAGCCGAAUGCAUUGCCAAAUGCUAAGGCAGAAUCAGAACAAAACCUCUUUCUUUCAUCGAUCAUCUUCCCAUAGGCUCAUUCGGGAUGUCGACCCUUUUACUCAUCUCGUUUCCUCCUAGCCAAUGCACUAUCCAUUGUCAGCUGGCGCACCGACCUCUCAGCCCGAACACAUCUUCCUUUUGGCUGGGCAGAGCAACAUGGUGGGCUGUGGCUGGCCAUCGCGUAGUAUGGAAUGGAAUUGUACCUGAGGAGUUCAAACCACACGAUUCAGUCAUGCGGCUCGACGGGGACAUGAACUGGGUCAAGGCCAAAAGAGCCGAUCCAAUCGGGCAUAUACAUGGGACAACCCGUUACGCGAAUCGGGCCUGCGAUGCCAUUUUCCAAGAGGAUCCUGGAACAAAACCCGAAGUACGGAACUAUUGAGCUCGUCCCAUGUGCGCUGAAUGGGAGCAGCAUAAGCAGGUGGCAGCGGGGGCGGGACGUGUACGGAAACAUGACGGCGAGAGCUGAGGCAGCAGUGAAGAACGGCGGCAAGAUCGAAGCGCUCCUGUGGUGGCAGGGCGGAGCAGAUUCGGAUAACAUAGACAAAGCACACAAAUACAAGGAGGACCUGACCAAGUCCUUCCAAGACAUCCGAGCCGAUCUCAAGUUGCCGGAGCUCCUGAUUAUCCAGGUCGUGAUACUUUACUGGAUUGAUCCAAGAGGCACAGUUGUCAUUGAACGUCCCAAAUGUGGAGAACGUCGACCCCCAUGUCCUGCCCUUGGAAGCUGAUGGAGUCCAUGUGACUGCUCAGCCCCAGCUUCUAACUGACAAGUUCCUCGAGGCGUUAAGCAAGAAGAAAACUACAUCAACUCAGAUUCGUUGACUAAUUCCCUUCCACUGGGUUUGUUAUAAUCAAGCUAGAUUCAUAUAUUUGACAUGAACCAGUGAAGAAACUUAUUUAUUUUGAUUUUUCCCUGCAGUGACGAGGAAGUUAUCGCAUUACCGAGCUAAAUCAUGUUAUCGACAAAACACUAGUCACUAUCUACUACAUGUCUAUUGAUUCUGGCACGUGAAGGAUGAUGAAAUCAAUUAGUUGCUGUGAUGCAGAGAACUUUGUAGUGAGGCUCUGCGAGAGACCUUACAUUAUAUAUAGAAAAGCUCCAUAUAUAUAUAUAUAUAUAUAUAUAUAUAUAUAUAUGAGCGGGCGUGUAGAAAACAUAUUAUGGUCGCUCAUGAUUUCAUUAUCAUCGUUAAAAUCCGAUUACGAUGA
Molecule: messenger RNA, 2121 nt
Organism: Punica granatum (pomegranate)
Lineage: Eukaryota; Viridiplantae; Streptophyta; Magnoliopsida; Myrtales; Lythraceae
Source: RefSeq, a predicted model, not a curated record